AUGGCACCGAAGCAGCCGGAGAAGAUCGAGAAUCCUCACGUAGGCUCUUCCAGCGAGGAGGACGAAGAGGAAUCUGGCUCAUCAGAAUCUGUGUCUUCCGGUGAAGAUUCGAAGAAAGACGAGUCUUCCGACGACGAUGGAGAAACCCUCUCCAAGCUCACUCAGAAAUCUGUUGCUCCCGCUGCUUCUGCGAAGAAACCCGAAUCCGACUCGGAAGUGAGCGAAUCUGAAUCCGAUUCCGAUCCGGAGCCUGCGGAGAAGAAGACAAAGCCUCUCAACUCUGUCGGAACAAAGACAAAGCCCGACACUUCCGGAUCUGCUCUUGCUCUGCCUGAGAGCUCAACGGCGAAGCGUUCUCUGAAGCUAACGGAGGAUGAGGCUUCUGCGGCUAAGAAGAAGACGAAGACGGCGGCAACAGGUGAAGAAGUGAAGAAGAUCUCUGGAGACGAAGCGAAGAAGAUGUUUCAGAGAUUGUUCAGCGGGACCGACGAAACCGCAAUGCUCCAAGGCUUUCUCGACUUCACGUCCACAAGAGGAGAUCCUUACGAGAAAAUGGAUGCUUUCUGCGAUUACGUCAAGACGUUGAUUGAUUUCAACGCCACCAAGUCCCAGAUCGUCACGAAGCUACAGAGGUGUAAGAAGAAGUUCGUCAACAUGGUGAAGAACUCGCUGAAAAAGGGAAGAACUGAAGACAAGAUCAGAUUCGCCAAGGAACUUGACCAGAAGGCGUUUGAUUUGUCGAGGAAGAUUUGGGGUGUUGAUGGUGUUUUCCCUGCGAAGCCAAGGAAGAAGUCGAAAGAUGUUAAGUCACCACAUGCUUCGCCGUCUCACGCUCCAAGGAGAGAAGAGGAAAUGGAGAUACCGAAGGCGAUUGUUGUGAACACUCAUCUCACGUCGUCCUCUAGUAGAGAGAUUGCGUCCUUCUUUAAGGGUGAGAAUUCGAGUGUUGUUAGUUUGGAUGAAUCCAUGAUAGCUGCGGGUUGGGAUUUGAUUGAGGAUGGGCCGAAGAAGAGAGCAAUGGAGGAGAAGAUGAAGAAGCUAAAGGCAAUGCAGGUGGAGCUGUGUUUGCAGAGGAGUGGACUCGUGGACAGCACUGCAAGGAUGGUGUUCAAAGAGAAUGCUUCGUCUUGA
This is a messenger RNA of Microthlaspi erraticum, 1131 nucleotides long. NCBI's taxonomy places the organism in Eukaryota, Viridiplantae, Streptophyta, Magnoliopsida, Brassicales, Brassicaceae. The record is from the annotation of a GenBank genome assembly.